Molecule: messenger RNA, 1164 nt
Organism: Necator americanus (New World hookworm)
Lineage: Eukaryota; Metazoa; Nematoda; Chromadorea; Rhabditida; Ancylostomatidae
Exons: 12
Coding region: 1-1164 (387 amino acids)
Cellular component (GO): plasma membrane; gap junction
Molecular function (GO): gap junction channel activity
Source: RefSeq, a predicted model, not a curated record
AUGCUGUCGAACAUUCACAGUUAUCUUCAGCAAGUGAAAUCCACUCACGACGACGAUUCGAUCGAUAGGUUGAACUAUGUAACAACGAUUUAUAUGCUGCUUGGAUUCGCUCUCACUUUAUUCGCGAAGAAUUAUGUUGGUGAACCCAUGCAGUGCUGGGUACCUAAUCAGUGGACGGGUGUAUGGGAGGCUUUCGCAGAAUCGUACUGCUUUGUUGAAAAUACAUACUUUGUACCGAUGAAUCAAAGUAAUUUGCCGGCGGCACACACAAGAGAAGGAAGAGAAAUGAUCUACUAUCAGUGGGUUCCCUUCAUUCUUUCUCUGAUGGCUUUCUGCUUCUACAUCCCACGUGGAAUUUGGAAAAUCUUCUCGCCAUACAGUGGCCUUGCUCUGGCCGAUUUGAUGACUGCGGCUCGGAAAUCUGCGAAGACUGGAGAUGAGGACAAACUGAUCCCGUGCAUGGCGACCACUCUUCGUAAAGCACCCAAAUCAACAGUUCUUAAAUACGGAUCAAGCCUUUUCAAUCUUUAUAUCGUCAUGAAGGUGCUCAUCUUCGCUAAUUUGCUACUCCAAUUCUUCUUCUUGAACCAUUUUCUUGGCACGGAAUACACAUUUUGGGGAGCUGGCAUCCUCAAUGACAUGUUCAGAGGAAGACAAUGGCAACAAAGUGGACAUUUUCCAAGGGUUGCUUUCUGCGAUCUUACGGUAAGAGAGAUGGGUAACAUAAACAAUUGGACAGUUCAAUGUGUGCUUAUGGUAAACAUGUUUAAUGAGAAGAUAUUCAUCUUCCUGUGGUUUUGGUUUGCAAUGCUCCUCGUCUGCACGGUUUUCAACCUCUUCUCCUGGAUUCGCCAGCGAUACAGCAAAGCAGCUCGAAAGAUGUUCCUCUACAACGUUCUGACCGACAGUGGUCUCGAUACUACGGAAGCGGACAGAAAUGACUUCUAUAACGAUGUCGUCAAGGACGACGGUGUUCUGGUUCUCCUCCUCCUCGACGCAAAUGGUGGCCGACUUCAAUCUGGCGAACUUGCGCAUCAAUUAUGGACGUCGAAAUUCCCACCAACAGAUAACAAAACGAUCUCAAUGGCUACUGAUGAUGGGGAGAAUCUCAACGAACAAAUUUGGAGCGAAAAUUAUCCAAAUGCGCCUACUGCCAGCGAGUGA